AUGGACCCGGAAAGACAGCCAUUGCUGCAGCAGGCAAGGAGAGUGAGACCGCUGAGCUACGAAGAAGUACUACGUACGAGUACCCAGCUACCCUGGCGAAGUGCCAGGUUCCUCAUCAUCCUCUUAUUCUGGGCAACAAUGGCUAUGUUCCUGUCAAUCAUUGUUUGCAUACUCCUCACUAGCGCCUGCUCCAUUUCCGGAAACGGACCUUCAGUACCACCCGUACAUUUGACCUUUGCACCUCUUAUAUCGAGAACUAUGCACUAG
Molecule: messenger RNA, 267 nt
Organism: Pieris macdunnoughi
Lineage: Eukaryota; Metazoa; Arthropoda; Insecta; Lepidoptera; Pieridae
Source: the annotation of a GenBank genome assembly